GUUGGGAGGGGGGGAAGGUGGAGGAGUGUGAUGCUACAACCUCCUUAUAAAGCGACUCUCUCACGUCGUGGCUUGGAAAUUACAGCACGUUGCCGAAAAUUGACGUCCUUUGACGCACACACGCACUCUCACACAGACUCAGCACCGCAGCCAUGACGUGGACCGACCUAGAGGACAUGCUCCACUGGGCCGAGGUGCCUCUCUUUUGGGUAGGGACCUUCACGGUGGCCGCUCUACUACUGUGGCUCCUUUACCGGCUGCUCUCCGGCUUCAGGAUCUGGGUGCUGGGCAACGGCCAGCUGCUCUCCCCCAAGCUGGGCAAGUGGGCAGUUGUGACGGGAGCCACUGAUGGGAUCGGGAAAUCCUACGCAGAGGAGCUUGCUCAUCGAGGGUUUGCUAUAGCGUUGAUCAGCCGCUCCCAGGACAAGCUUGACGACGUGGCCAGGUCACUUGAGAAGCACUUUGGAGUGGAGACCAAAACCAUCGCGGUCGACUUUGGAAAGACCGACAUCUAUGCCACCAUUGAGGCGGCCCUGGCAGGUCUGGAGAUUGGUGUCUUGGUCAACAACGUUGGAGUAUCCUAUCCCUACCCUGAGUACUACCUCCAUAUUCCAGAUCUGGAAAAUUUCAUCACAAAUAUGAUCAACGUCAACAUGACAUCGGUGUGCCAGAUGACCCGGCUGGUGCUGCCCAGAAUGGCUGAGAGAUCCAAAGGUGUGAUCUUGAACAUCUCCUCAGCCAGUGGCAUGUAUCCCGUCCCUCUGCUCACUGUUUACUCCGCCACGAAGGCCUUUGUGGAUUUCUUCUCCCGCGGCCUCCAGGAGGAGUAUAGGCGUCAGGGCAUCAUCAUCCAGAGCGUGCUGCCCUUCUUUGUGGUCACUAAGAUGACACGUAUCAGGAAGCCCACCCUGGACAAGCCCACACCGGAGCGUUACGUGGCCGCCGAGCUCAACACUGUGGGCCUGCAGAGUCAGACUAACGGAUACUUCCCUCACGCCGUCAUGGGGUGGGUGACCACCAGGCUGGUGCCGAUCAGCAUCGUCAUCUUCCUGGGUGCCAGAAUGAACCGCCUCCAACGUACGGGAUACCUGCACAGGAGGAAGCUGCGGGAGCAGAGGAACGGAGCCAGUUUGAAAUUGGAAUAAGAAUAUUGUGACCUAAUGCAGUGUUUAAGGAAGCGAGUGAGGUGUGCUUGUGUGUGAGAACUGACCUGUGUGUGUGUGUGUGUGUGUGAGAGACGUGUGUUCAAAAUGGAAACCUUUCGAUUGGAAAUGAAGCAGAGGACGGUGAGGGCUGAAGUUUGCUGCUCCUGCCAAAGGACCUGUUACUUGACACUGAUGGUGGAUAUUAGUACAACCAAAAAGACAAAAAAUAGAGUGGUUUAACCCUGCUGUUGUAAGCAGUGAAAUGGUGGUGGGUUUUUAUAAAUAUAUAUAUAUAGAUAAGUAUAUGUAAAAUUAUUUAUUUUAUAUUUGUAUAAACACACAAGACACACCCUUACCUUUUAAGACUAGUCCUGUUUACACAACAAUGAGCUUUAUUUAGCUGCAUCGGUCAAGACACAAUUUCUGUAACAAUGCUGCUGCAAGUAUAAAGAUUAUGCAAGGUGAACAAGAGUGCCUUUUUGCAGAGAUUGAUGCUGGAAUGGUCACACGGUUGCCUUUUUUGUUAUUACACUUCACUUCAAGGUUCAAGUUAUAUACAAUGUGUGAAUAUUGGCGUCAAAGUAAUGGUGCCACUGAUUGUCAUGUUAAUGAUUGGCACAUUCAAGUUCAACGUAUGAAAUGUACUGACCAGUGCCUUAAGUGUCAGCAGUCUUUUUCUUUUUUAAAAUGUGUUAUGCACUGUUGACUUAACAUUCCAGGUUUUUUGCUAUUGUUUGUUAAUAAAAAAAAAAUAAACCAUCAA
This is a messenger RNA of Doryrhamphus excisus (bluestripe pipefish), 1908 nucleotides long. RefSeq names its product hydroxysteroid (17-beta) dehydrogenase 12a (gene hsd17b12a). The record is from RefSeq and is a predicted model, not a curated record. Lineage: Eukaryota; Metazoa; Chordata; Actinopteri; Syngnathiformes; Syngnathidae. Gene Ontology annotation, cellular component: endoplasmic reticulum. Gene Ontology annotation, molecular function: oxidoreductase activity.